GUCCGAGGUUGGUGUCAUGAGGAGGCUUGAAGGUCUUCAGAGGUGUGUUGUUGGUGGUUGCACCUGCAAGUACGCAACAGCAUGGCGGAUGAGGUCGGCAUGGAAUGCGGGGAAUGGUGGGAGGGGGAGGUGUGUUUGGUGGUGGUGGAGAUGCAUGAGGUUGUUGAGGUAAUCCCAGGUGCGGGGAUGGCGGGGGAUGUUGUACAUGGGGAAGGUGUGGCGGGAAGCAAGGAGGUUGUGGAUGGUGGCGGUGGCGUGAAGAGGUCCCCAAGAGUGGUUGUGGCGGAGGUGAGGUGUCUUUGUGCAGUUGUGGAUGGGUGUGCUGUCGAUGUUGGAGUGGAGGGGGUGGUUGUUUGGAUUGGAGUGGCGGUUGUGGACGUGAGGGAUGGAUGUGUCAUUGUGGCUGAUGUUGUAGGUGUUGUGGUAGUGGUGGCUGUGGUGGAGUGUGCCAUUGCCAAGUUCAAGAAACCAUUGAGCAUAUUAAUGCCCUUCAGGAGUGUUAAUGCGGCGGGAUUAGCAGGGGCGCAGUGUAGCACGAUGUGGAUGAAAAGAUCUCGGACCAUUGGUGAAGAAGCCACUAAUAUUGCAUCUUGAAGGACUGCAUCGAAUUGCGUGUUGUCGUUAAGGAGGCCUAGUGCACGGCAUGCUGAUUGAUAUGUAGGAUGAGUUUCGUGAUCAACUGUGCGCAAGUGUUCAAAGGAUGUUGCGCCUCUAGAGUGUGGGGAGUGUAGGAGCAUACGAAGGUAAAAUGUAUCACCGACAUUAGGGUGUAUAGUGUGCAUUCGACCAAUUGUGUUCACAGAUUGACGUCGGAGGACCCAUUGUUUUGUUUGUUUGUUGAAUCAAAAUCUUUUAAUCAU
Messenger RNA from Chara braunii, 860 nucleotides. Lineage: Eukaryota; Viridiplantae; Streptophyta; Charophyceae; Charales; Characeae. The record is from the annotation of a GenBank genome assembly.